Misgurnus anguillicaudatus (oriental weatherfish) is the source of this 1273-nucleotide messenger RNA. RefSeq lists its product as uncharacterized. Lineage: Eukaryota; Metazoa; Chordata; Actinopteri; Cypriniformes; Cobitidae. The record is from RefSeq and is a predicted model, not a curated record. Gene Ontology annotation, molecular function: DNA binding.
CUGAAGGGUGUGACGCAAAUAGUCCACGCCGGUCACGUGGACAGUAUGCCUGUAUGUGACGCGGUAGUAGAAAUCUGCGUUUUUGUCAAACUCUGCAUUGCAAAAUGCACGAAGAAUCGUACGUAGAAAGAAACUGGACGGACUCCGAGACGAAAGCGCUGUUGAGCAUCCGAGCAACCGAAGAUAUUAGUCAGCAGAUCAGCGGAACCGUUCGUGAUUCUCUUAUUUACGGCGAAAUCGCGAGGCUCCUCCGGGCGCAGGGGAUACAGAGGAGCCAGCGGCAGGUCACCACCAAACUGAAAACACUCAAGAAGAAAUUUAUGAAAAUCCACGAGCAUCAUAAAAACAGCGGCCUCAGCAAAGUUUACUGGAGUUACUAUGAUCUUUGCAAGUCCAUAUGGGGUACCAGACGCCCCGUGAAACCGUCAGUGCCUCAUAAUAACGUAAAACUGGAAGAACCUCAAAGUACAUGCGUCGAGGAUACCAGAUCCACUGUCAUUGAGGUAUCGAUCAUAAAUGACGAGGGGACGCAUGUCGCGCCUCAAGGUUCCUACCUGGAAUAUUUACAAAAUUCCCCAGCUUAUCUUCCCUUGGAAAGUCUCAAGAAAGUUUCCCGAAAUUUUCCAGAACUAGUUACUCAACCUCCAUGCAAAAAGGCCAAAACUGACCACAUUCCUGAAUCCAUACGGGACGAAGCAGCUCUUCAUGUCUCAGAUGAUAGAGAGUAUGAGGAAAGGUUGCGUAAAGAAGCCAAGGAGGAGCAGAAGGAAGAAAGGGCAAAUCUGAUGACUAUGUGGAAAGAAAUGAUGGAGUUCCAGGGGAACCUAUUAAAGGAAUUUAUACACCACCCGUCCGUGCCUACACCCGUGCCUUGCCACAAACGUGCUCAUUACAACCAAAGUUCCUCUUCAUUUCCAAGCACCAGCACAAACUACAUGGCACCAUAUGACUCACCUGGAAUGGAAACUGAAAACGAAAGUGCGGUUUCGCAGGAGGAAGAGGAGGAGAAAUACGUUCCAUCUGAGAUUCCCGUCGUCUUGGACACUCCACCCGUGAACUGUGCUAAUGACAGCCAAUCGAAUGUCACAUUUGCUCCUUCACCUCCACCCUCACAAUCGACAGAAAAGGCCGAUCUCAAGAUGUCAGUGUUACGCAGGCAAGAGAAAGUCUUGCAGCUACAGGAAGAAUAUUAUUCGCUGAAAAUCAAAUACCUGAAAGAUAAGAUGGCCAGAGAUCAGGAACAGAAUAAUAAAGGAGAACUCUUUUGUUGAAA